GUGGACAGUGUCAAAUAAAAACAAGGAUAAUCUCGAUUUUGGUGAAUUUCUCCACAUUUUCAUCGAACCAAACAUUGAUUUGAUAUCAGGAUGAGGAGUCGCAGUAAUUCAGGUGUACGCCUGGAUUAUUUUCAAAGACUAGUCAACAAAACUAUACUCAAACAUCAGAAUGCCGUGACAGGGCUCCUCCCAGCUACUCCAGACCAUCCCCAUGCUUGGGUGCGAGAUAAUCUGUACUCCUGCAUGUGUGUCUGGGGUUUGGCACUCGCCUACAGGAAGAAUGCAGACUUGGAUGAAGACAGGGCCAAAGCCUAUGAGUUGGAACAAAGUGUUGUAAAGCUGAUGCGUGGCCUCCUCAUGUGCAUGAUGAAGCAAGUGGGGAAGUUGGAGACAUUCAAGCAUACACAGUUACCCAGUGAUGCUCUCCAUGCCAAGUAUUCAGUCAAACUAGCCUGCAGUGUCGUAGGAGAUAACGAAUGGGGUCAUCUUCAGAUUGAUGCCACGUCGCUGUAUCUUCUGAUGCUGGGGCAGAUGACAGCAUCUGGUUUACAGAUCAUCUUCACAUUGGAUGAAGUAACAUUCAUUCAGAAUAUGGUAUUUUAUAUUGAAGCAGCUUAUCGGAUACCGGAUUAUGGUAUUUGGGAAAGAGGUGACAAAACUAACCAUGGUUUACCCGAGUUGAAUGGCAGUUCUAUUGGCAUGGCAAAGGCUGCAUUAGAAGCUGUAAAUGAACUUGACCUGUUUGGAGCGCGGGGAGGUCCAGAGUCUGUCAUCCACGUGUUGGCUGAUGAACCCCAACAGUGCCAAGCUGUUCUGCAGUCUAUGCUGCCCAGAGAAUCAAACUCAAAGGAGGUAGACAGUGCCCUGCUUAGUAUCAUCAGCUUCCCAGCGUUUGCAGUUGAAGACGAGGCCUUGAUCUCUGUGACGAGAGAUACUAUUAUCGAUAAACUACAGGGACGAUAUGGUUGCUCCAGGUUUCUACGGGAUGGCUACAAGACUGCUAAGGAGGAUCCAAGUCGUCUCUACUAUGAACCCUGGGAGCUGAAAGUGUUUGAGAAUAUCGAAUGUGAAUGGCCCGUCUUCUUUGCCUACCUGAUCUUGGAUGGGAUCUUCAUGGACAAACCUGCCCAGGUUGAGGAGUACAAAGAACUGCUUGACAGUCUCCUGAUUAAAGAUGAAACCGGCCUGGCCCUGAUGCCCGAGCUAUAUGCUGUCAGUGCUGAUAAGGUUGACCAGGAGUACAAGAACCCAAAGAGUCAGGAUCGGUCUGCCAUUGGAAAGAUGCCACACAUGUGGGGACAAUCCCUGUAUGUUUUAGGCAGGCUCUUGAUUGAGGGUUUCCUCUCACCUGGGGAACUUGACCCCCUCAAUCGCCGACUGGUGACAGAACCUAAGCCAGAUUUAGUUGUUCAAGUUGUGAUACUUGCUGAGGAUCAUGGUAUUCAGGAGAUGCUUGCUGCCCAUGGUCUCCACGUUCAAACGUUCUCCCAGGUGGCCCCCAUCAAUGUCUACCCAGCUAGAGUCCUCAGCUAUCUCUACUCACAUCUAGGUAAAAAUGAGAAGCUUGGCCUGUCUGGGCGAUUAUCUAACGAGAUUGGCCUGCUGUCUACAAGUAAGCUCUACAUGGUUGGCGAUCAAGUCUAUGCAUUUUUACCCCAGUUUGUAGAUCACAAGCAGUUUUACUUGGCCAUGGACAGCGCCAUGAUCGUUGAGAUCUUCAAAGUUGAAGUGGCCUACGUUGCAAGCAGUUGGAGUGUCCUCGGCCGGCCGACAAUUAUUUUCCCAGUCAUGGGCUCCUUGUUAGUGAGCAAUAGUGCAACUCCUUGGUUGAGACGGCGAUACACUGCAGAUCACUCACAGAGUCUGCCUCUAGCUCUGGUGGCCACCAUUCAGAAACUACAGUCCGGGUACAUCAAUGGAACAAGAGUACAGCUGGGCAACCUGAUUGAGUUCCUGAGCACGUCAUGUGUCACCAAGCUGACGUUCCUACCACAGCAGGGUAGUGAGGAUGACCCUCUUUCUCCUUCAGAUUACAAGAUCAGCCAGUUCAUCUCGAGUGUGGCACCGGCGUACACCCGGUCUCGUCUUCCCUCGAACAUGCCCAAGGGCUCCGGCAGCCGUGAGAGCCUGUACCGGUUACAACGAAGACAGUCUAUCCAUGGCAUUGUAAAGAGGACUAAGUCGAUAGCUAUAGACACAGAUGAAGACUUUGAUAGUGAAAAAAGUGACUCAGUCCGGAGCUUUGGGAACUUACUCUCUCCUGGGGGGUCAUCGGGCCCUCCAUCCCCGGGGGGAAUGCUCACUGUGGAAAUAAAUUGUGUCCGCAAAUUAUCGUCGGCCAGCAUUAGUCAGAGUCUUGAAAAUGAGCAAGAGUUUGCUGUGCAUUACCUGAAAGGUAGCCUGAGCCCGUCACAGAUGCAGGGUCAGACCAGCCCCAUAACACGUCGACGAAAUGACACUACUGACGGCUCAGAUCCCCAUUAUGAAGGUGUCGAUGCUUCAGACUUGAUCGAAAUGCUCAAAGAGACAGAGAACCUCCAAGAACAGGCUGACAUUAUCUAUUACCUCUAUAUUGCCAAAGGGCCAGACUGGGACACAGGACUUGGUGGCUAUCAGGACUGCACUGUGACAGACCUGAUGAAAGAGCUUUACGAGCGGGCUGGUCAUCUAAAGCAGUGGUGGCUCGUACGACACACAGCCGGCUUGCUGAGGAAGAGGGUUGAGGACUUGGCCAAGGCUGUGACAGACCUCCUGGUCAGACAGAAGCAGCUAGCUGUUGGCCUCCCUCCUGAGCCGAGGGAGCAGAUCAUUACAAGACCCCUACCACCAGAUGAGCUGGCAGCGAUCAUCCAUAAUGCCUGUGGGGAUGACUGUAGUACUGCUAUGUUUACACAGGAAUUGCUGGUCUACCUGGCUAUGUUCAUCAGAACAGAACCGAAUCUGUUUGCGGAGAUGCUCAGGUUACGUGUCGGACUCAUCAUACAAGUCAUGGCAGUCGAGUUGGCAAGGACUCUGCAGUGUUCAGGGGAGGAGGCAUCAGAUCACCUGUUGAAUCUGAGUCCAUAUGAAACCAAGACCCUCCUUCACCACAUACUGAGUGGUAAAGAAUUCGGAGUCAACUCAGAAUUCGGCACCCAGAAGGUGGAAAACCCGGGUGAAAUGAUCACUGAUUUGGACAGGAACCGCAAGCGACGCGAGUCGCUGACACUUGAUUUAAAGGAUCAACUGAUGAAUACAAUCAAUCCUCCUCAGCCGAUUCACCCCCCGACGGCAUCACAUUCUGCCUCGCCGGAGAAACUGGAAGAGGCUCUCAAGGCUGAUCGACAUGGACAGUGGUUACGGAGACGGAGACUAGAUGGUGCUCUGAAUCGAGUGCCCGUUGGAUUCUAUCCCCGAGUCUGGGAUCUUCUAGAGAGGUGCCAUGGUUUAUCCAUUGAGUCACACAUCCUACAACAGUCUCUCACUCGAGAGAUGACCCAGGGUGAACUGAAGUUCGCUCUUCAAGUCGAAAUGGUGCUGAACAAAAUCCCGCAACCAGAAUAUCGCCAGCUGAACGUCGAGGCCAUGAUGGUGCUCACCAUGCUAGUUGAGAAUGAUAGCGGUCGUGUCAACCUGAACUAUGUCAUACAUCUUGAUAAACUGGUGUGGGAGGCGAAUCUAUUGUUUCUCAAAGAGCAGGUUCGUUUCAAAGGAGACGCGAUGACCUGCUGUGCCAAGUUGCUUACGACGGGUUCCGCACCACGGAGGUCCAGCCAUUCCUCAUGUGGUGGCAGUGCAGGUAUAUGUCAACACUUCUACGACAGCGCACCUAGUGGCCGAUAUGGAACUAUGACGUACCUAUUUCGGGCGAUCGCACAACACCUGCAUUUCCCUGUUCAGGACGGUGACAGCUUGGACUGUGUUUUAAGUUGAUCAGAUAGUCUCGUCGGUUUGACACUGUGUCGGACUCGAUUUAUGAUCAUAUGUUUUCAUCUCCUGAGUUACAUACUGUUUGAAGGAACUGUCUGAUGGAGGACUGGACAGGGAGAAAGUUACAGCGAGCGGUAGUUUUUUUUCUGACCUUCAUAAUACAUGUGUCGUGGUUGUAAAUUGAAUGGUGCUUGAUAGUUGGACUUCUUUUGGUAGUCUGACUGCUUAUUCACAGUGAUUUGACUGACAUUGAUGUAAUCUGGAACUUGAUAGGAUGAUGGUCAUCUUACUCACCAGGACUGCUUUCCUUCCACUUGUGUUUGAUGUAUAAUAAAACCAACCGAGUGACUGUAACCAUUCACGGUGCAAUGUGGGUCAUCAAACACUGUAGAAAGACUGUAAAUAGUUUGUAAAUGUGAACAUUGUCUCCUUAUUUUGUAUCCAUGGAAAUUCAGAUAGGCCUUUGUUAUGUUCAAAGAGUACGAGAAAGAUGCCAUAGGUCAUGCAGAUGUUCUUUCUGCUGUUAUUGACUUCUGAAGGCCAUCAAACAGUGUUUAGUUACAGAAUCCCUUAUAGUUCGCAGAUGCAUCAGAAAAUAUGGUUUAUUUCAAGUAGCAAAUAGGAUUGUUAAAAACUAUAUCGGGGUUUAAAUUAUUUAUUUGUUGUGCAGCAGUUGUUGUGUUCUAUUGUUUACCUUACCUCUACCUCGCCCUGAUUCCCUGCUAUGUAUAUAUGUGUAAGAUUAUUUCUAUGUUGAGAAUAAAUUUCCUGCU
Messenger RNA from Lineus longissimus, 4682 nucleotides. Its product is annotated as phosphorylase b kinase regulatory subunit alpha, liver isoform-like. Gene Ontology annotation, molecular function: calmodulin binding. NCBI's taxonomy places the organism in Eukaryota, Metazoa, Nemertea, Pilidiophora, Heteronemertea, Lineidae. Gene Ontology annotation, cellular component: phosphorylase kinase complex. Gene Ontology annotation, biological process: glycogen metabolic process. The transcript has 27 exons. The coding region runs from base 91 to 3912 and encodes 1273 amino acids. The record is from RefSeq and is a predicted model, not a curated record.